Molecule: messenger RNA, 1511 nt
Organism: Fimicolochytrium jonesii
Lineage: Eukaryota; Fungi; Chytridiomycota; Chytridiomycetes; Spizellomycetales; Powellomycetaceae
Exons: 7
Coding region: 238-1410 (390 amino acids)
Biological process (GO): isocitrate metabolic process; tricarboxylic acid cycle
Cellular component (GO): mitochondrion
Molecular function (GO): NAD binding; isocitrate dehydrogenase (NAD+) activity; magnesium ion binding
Source: RefSeq, a predicted model, not a curated record
CGUUGAUGGCAAAAUGGGCGUCUCCCGUAUCAUCGUUCCUAUAAAGGGGUCCGUAACCUCAUAGAAGAAUCGAGGCGGGAAUGACCAUCGCGACUACGCGGCCGCCAUAGCUACGCAAAAAAGGCUUACCCCAAACAGCCUGCAAGAAACAAGUUGCCAGCCUUCGCAGAGCUCAUCGUUUGCACAUCGUCUGGCAAUCGCUCCUCUCCGACACUACCCAACACAGUCUUCGCACAAAUGUUCCGUAACUUGUCGACGGCCGUCAGGCCCUUGUCCUCCUCAUGCCUGCGGGCAACUGCCCUUCGCUCGACGGCGGUUCCUGUCCGUGCGUUCGGAACUACCGAAGAGAAGCAGUUCAUUCCUGCUCCCGGAGGCCAAUUCAAGCCUGGAACCGUUUACGGCGGACAGCAUACCAUCACCCUCAUUCCUGGUGACGGUAUUGGUAUGGAGAUGGCUACCGCCGUUAAGACUAUCUUUGGAGCGGCGGAGGUCCCAAUUGAGUGGGAGCAGUUCGACCUGAGUGGAUACACCAAGAAGGACGAGGUUCUGCUGAAGCAGGCUAUGGACUCCAUCAGGAGAAACAAGGUUGCCCUGAAGGGUAUCCUGUACACACCUGUGUCCAGGCUGGGACACAGCUCCCUCAACGUCUUCCUGCGCAAGGACUUGGACAUCUUCGCCUCUACAUCCAUCAUCCAAAACCUCCCCGGAAGCUGGCCAACACGCCACAAGAACGUCAACUUCACCAUCAUCCGUGAGAACACCGAAGGAGAAUACUCCGGUCUGGAACACACGCCCGUUCCCGGUGUUGUUGAGUCGUUGAAGGUUGUCACCCGCGCGAAGACCGAGCGUAUCGCAAAGUACGCUUUCGACUUUGCGUUGAAGAAUGGGCGGAAGAAGGUUACCGCUAUUCACAAGGCCAACAUUAUGAAGCUCGGAGACGGUCUUUUCUUGAACACCUGCCGGGAAGUCGCAAAGCAAUACGAGAGCUACGGAAUUGAGUUCAAGGACAUGAUCGUUGACAAUGCGUCUAUGCAGCUGGUGUCCAAGCCAUCGCAAUUCGAUGUUAUUGUCUGCGGUAACUUGUAUGGUAACAUUCUUUCCAACGUCGGCGCUGCCAUCGUCGGUGGACCCGGUCUCGUUCCCGGUGCCAACUUCGGCACACACUACGCCGUCUUCGAGCCUGGAUGCCGUCACGUCGGAAAGGACAUCCAAGGACGUAACCAGGCAAACCCUACCGCUCUGUUGCUGAGUGCCAUCCAUAUGUUGCGUCACUUGCACCUCCAUCAGCACGCUGACAGGAUCUCGGCGGCGCUCAACAAGGUGAUCACGGAGAGCAAGGUCCUGACCCCCGACUUGGGCGGUAAGAACACAACCACGGAUUUCACCAAGGCCGUCAUUGCCAACUUGUAAGCACCUCCACUACCACACGUCAAACCAACCCCUCCACACUCUAUCCCGGGCGAAGCAUCCCAGCCUCGGCACAACUACAGAACUGUUUCGCAUAGAUGAGU